Molecule: messenger RNA, 1910 nt
Organism: Mytilus trossulus (common blue mussel)
Lineage: Eukaryota; Metazoa; Mollusca; Bivalvia; Mytilida; Mytilidae
Exons: 2
Coding region: 111-1463 (450 amino acids)
Source: RefSeq, a predicted model, not a curated record
ACAAUGAAUUACAUUAAACAAGAUAUAAAACGUUCAUUUGUUUAGAAGACUCUUAGCAAGCAAUUGAUAGGAACGUCUCCUUCAGAACGGGAAGUGUUCGGAUAAUAAUUAUGAAGGAGCUGUUUAUUUCAAUCAUUGUUUUUCAGAUAAUUUCCUUUAUUGCAGAUGCUAAUGCCCAGAAGUUAGACACUUUACCAAAGUAUUAUGAAGAAAAACUACUUAGGAAAAUCAAGCAUAGUCUCAGCCCAGAGGAAAUUACUAUUAUUGAAAAAUUCAACAACUUGAAGGAUUUUUAUCCGGACGGAGGAAGACAUCACGUCUUGCAUAAACGCAACGCUGUCCAAUCCAUGGGGGAGGCAGAUGGUACUGGAAGACGUAGGAGACGACGAAGACGAAAACAAAAACCUUCUGCUGCCAUCGAUGGAGCAAUUAACACAUCGCCUGACAAAGCACCUAACGAGGUUUCUGACCAGCCAAGAAGGCGACAAGGACGACGACGACGACCAAAACCAAGUGAUCAGACUUCCACUAAACCUUCAGAUGUUGGACCAACAAAUCCAACUCCUAACGAACCACGUAACGCAAUAUUUGACAAGCCCCAAAGGCGACAAGGCAGACCUAGAACGGCUGUAAUGCGAGAAGCUCCAGUACUGAGUGAAGCAAAUGCAGAUAGCAACGAUGGACUAUUGAAGGCAAAAGAACUCCAUGCAAACCACAUCAACACAGAAAAUAUGAGAGCCAACAAAUUAAAAGCUGACUCAAUAACAGCUGACAGAGUGAAAGCUCAAGAUGUUGUUGUGACUUCAAAGAAGUCGAGAGGAGGAAGACCACGCAGACCAAGAUUGGGAGAAUUCAUUGAUCCAAGUAUUGGAAUACAGCGAAUCAAUUCUGUAACAGAUAUUCCAGAUUUCGAUGGAAGAUUCGCUCAACUUUUUAACAAAAAAGACUAUCGUCAGUUCGAGAGAUCAAUGUACCGACAGCCUUCACUACCCGAAUCACAAUUUUCGCGACAACAAAGUAUCACCGAUAAUUCACAAAUGUUUCAGCAACAGAAAAUCGCCGAUAAUGCACAAUUAUUUCAACAACAGCAUAUCAGCGAUGAACGAUACAUGAGGCCUGCAAUUGAAACUAAACGCAGAUUUAGCCAAUUUAAUCAGCCACCGCCUGUUCAGCCGAAAGACGUAUUAACCGAAUUUAGCUCUUCAAAUAUUCUGAAUAAGAUUCCUGCAUUAAGUGAAUUCAUAGCAGACGGUUCCUCAUCUGUACAGAAAGGAAAUAAUGUUGUCCAGCAGGAUAUUUUGUUUAGAGGAGCGCCGCCAGCGGCAACUCCAACGGCCUUCGAUGAAUUUACAAACAUGUACGCUCAAAAUAUUGAAAAAGGAGAAAAUAUUGACCAGACACCCGACAAAACAGCCAAAACAUACAUUAAAAAAUCGAAGAGCAAUGAACCAUGGUAUUUUUAAUUUGACUUGAGUUUUAAAGCUACUGACAGAACGCUCUUGCAUUAUACUUACCGAUAUCCAACCAUUGUUAUGUGUAAUAAACUAUAGUGCUGUAAGACAUGCAUAUGUGCCCCAAAGUAAUGACUUUUGUAACUUUUUUUUCUGACCUAUUGCAAGAGUUAUGUUCACAUAAAUGUUUUUUUUUCUUUUAAUUACUUACAGAUGAGGGAAGAAGUCAAAUUAACAAAUUAUAAUUUUCAAUUGACAAUUUUAGAUAUAUCCAAUUUAUGGAAUUAUUAAUGACAUGUCUGUUUGAUUUUUUGUUGAGAAAUCACCAUUUGAAGAAAAAAGAAUAUUGAACAGGAAUGAUUUCUGUUAAUGAUUAAUAUGAAUUGUAUCAGAAGAAAUCAUUUAUACAAGCAGUAUGAAGUUUAUCAGAAUAGUAUAUAUAAAGUAUUCUUUUUAUUA